AUGGGCACUAUAGCAUUAUCCCAGAGAUCAGAAGAAAACCCGCUAGACCUCAACAACUUACCAGAGGAUUAUAGUAAAGAUGGCAAACAAGUCAUAGAAGACAGCUCUUCAUAUGCUGCUGCAGGCUAUAGGAGAAAGAAAAGCGGCGCUAAGGAUGGAAAAGAUGACAGUGGGAAGGUCUACGAAUGUAGGUUUUGCUCCCUCAAGUUCUGCAAGUCUCAAGCUCUUGGGGGACACAUGAAUCGUCACCGCCAGGAGAGGGAGACAGAAACACUGAACCGGGCUCGUCAGCUGGUCUUCAAUAACGAUCCCUUAUUAGGACAAGGACCUCAUCACCACCACCACCACCACCUAGGCCAGCCAAUGCAACAAGGAGGCUUUCAUCAAACCGCGAAUUUAAGUGAUCCAACAAUGCCAUUUCGAUCAGUCUACCCAACAAGGCUAUUCUCGGGUUCCACCCCCACCUUGCUUCCACAAGGGCAACCAUCACCUCAGUCACCAUACAUGUAUUCAUCGCCUUCCCGGCUCGUUCCCUUUCCAUCCCAGUUUCCAGCCGUGAACGACUACUUCGUCGGCCAUGUCGUCCCGGGGGGAAACGCUGCUUACUCAAGCUGCAGUCCUAACCAAGCAGAAAUUACUGGUAACAACUACACUUGCAUUGGUGCACCGGUUAUAGGGCACGCAUUUAAUGGAAGCAUCACCCGAGGGAGUAGUACUACUGAUCAUCAUGCCUCAGGAGGAGGAGGAGUUGGUGCUGAUGAUGUUGGUGGGGGUGGUAGUAGAGAAAUGACACUGUAUAAUAAUCAUGACGAAGGAUUAAAUUGGGGACGGAGCGGCAGCUGCACAGGAGGAGCAGGAGGGACGACACAGAAACGUUUGGAUCCUUCAUCGAUCAAUCGGUUUCAAGAUGGAUUCUAG
Coffea eugenioides is the source of this 918-nucleotide messenger RNA. Its product is annotated as zinc finger protein JAGGED-like. Lineage: Eukaryota; Viridiplantae; Streptophyta; Magnoliopsida; Gentianales; Rubiaceae. Bases 1 to 918 code for a protein of 305 amino acids. Gene Ontology annotation, molecular function: DNA-binding transcription factor activity. The record is from RefSeq and is a predicted model, not a curated record. The transcript is spliced from 5 exons.